AUGCGAUGCAACUUCUCCAUAAGGAACGGCCAAUUGCACGGCAAAAGUGUUCCCUAUAGAGAGUUCAUCCAAGAAAGGUUCUGUAAUAGCGCGGAGGCGGAGCCAAAUCGUUUGCGGCACUCAUUGCAAUGUAUGUGUCGGCCGGGCGUGGGAUGCGUUGCGACCGCUGGCAUAAGCUUCUCAUAA
Molecule: messenger RNA, 186 nt
Organism: Medioppia subpectinata
Lineage: Eukaryota; Metazoa; Arthropoda; Arachnida; Sarcoptiformes; Oppiidae
Source: the annotation of a GenBank genome assembly